Messenger RNA from Clunio marinus, 1370 nucleotides. Lineage: Eukaryota; Metazoa; Arthropoda; Insecta; Diptera; Chironomidae. The record is from the annotation of a GenBank genome assembly.
AAGCUGGUGUUGGUUCCACAGUCAAACAAAUCUCAACGUCGUAGGGCGAGCAAAAAUAGCGAGAUUUCACCAAUUUACCCACGAAACGAAGAAAAAUCGUUUUGAGUUUUAAAAUUAUCGUUUUCGAGACUUUACUGGAUCAGGAUCAGUUGUUUAAUAUCUUUCGUUUAGUUAAGUUCAGCAUAAAUUUUUAGUUUAACGUUUAAUAUUUUAUUACGAACGACAUAAUUUUCUGAUUAAAGAAACAGAACCAAAGAAGCAGCCAAAAUGUUUAAGAAUCAUCUUGCAAUGAUCGGUUUCAACGAAACCCCAAACAAAAAAGCCAAAUUCUGGCAAUCAUACAUUAGAUCCUUGAAAGGAUCUGAGGAUAUUCGCGCCAAUGAGGGACGUGAAGAUUAUCGUACGCCAUUCACAAUUUACGAUGAACCAUCGACUGCUGCUGGUAGAAUCACCGUUCCAGGAUACCGUUAUUUACCAGUACAUAGAGAAACUUAUGGAUAUUCACCACGCGCCAUCUAUUCACAUCCAUCACAACGACCAGUGAGCAUGGCUCGUGCUCCACUUAAUGCUCAACAAGCCUGGGAUGACCACGUAGACCGCAUGAAGGAGUUGGAACGCCGAUACCCAUCACGUUACGGCUUAUAUCUCAGAGACAAACACGCCCCAAUUGUCAUCAAUGAGGAAUAUGAGCCUGACACCAAGCGAGUUUAAGUUUCAUUCGAUUGAAAUUUAGUGUCGCAAAGUGUCGUCGCCGAAAUUAUUAAAAGAAAAAAAAUUGUUUACUAAAAACAACACCAUCGUCCAAACUCUCUCUCUCUUUCUCUUGCUGCUUCAUGAACAUCCGAUGCGCCUCGCGCACGCAACAACAUCAAUUAUACGUGUCUCUAUUUAUAAAUGAAUAAUUAUUGAACUUUAAAAAAAAGGAAAAUUUAUUUUCUUAUGAUUUACGUUCUUUUUCAACGUUUUUUUUUCUUCUUAAAUCGCGUCUUUGUGAGAUUGCGAGAAUUUCUGCUGCUUACAACGUUGCAUUUUUCUCGUUCGAAGCUUUUUCGCUGACAAUUGACAAAUUUAACAAAAGAAACAAAAAAACAUCAGAAAGGAAAAAAAAAUAAAUAAAAUAUUAUCGUGUAAAUUAAAUACAUUUUUAUUAAUGCAUUAUGAACUUUAUUGUACAUGUAAACAAAUCAAUCUACAUCUGAUAUGACAGAAAAGAAAAAAAAAUUAAUUAAAACAUCAGAAAAAAAGCUAAAAAAUGUAAUUUUUCAUGCAAUGGUGGAUUUGAGGGACUUCAAGAAAUGAUUCAUUUGUCCACUUGAGCGUGUGUUGUAGAUAUGUGAGAAUCAAUUUAAUAAACGAAAGAUGAACAACUA